Messenger RNA from Oppiella nova, 822 nucleotides. The record is from the annotation of a GenBank genome assembly. Lineage: Eukaryota; Metazoa; Arthropoda; Arachnida; Sarcoptiformes; Oppiidae.
AUGUGGCACGGAGUCUAUUAUGCCAUCGCUUUCUGUGUCUGCACUCUGAUGGCCAGACUAUUUGAAUGUCACUCCAACUUGUUCUCAAUGUUGGCCUCAUAUAGGGUUCGGUCGUCUCUGACAACAGCUAUCUAUAAGAAAAUGCUAAGACUUAGUGCCGGUUCUCGUCGUAAUUACACAACAGGCGAAAUAAAUAACAUAAUGAGUGUCGAUGUUGGAGAGUUAUGUGACUUUCACCGGGUGGCAACUUGCUCAUAUACAAUACCCAUAUGUUUUAUAAUCGGUGAAUACAUUCUGUGGUCACAAUUGGGUCCCUCAUCACUGAUGGUGUUUGUAGUGAUGGCAGUAGUCUUGCCAUUGACUUCAUUCAUAUAUAAACGCAUUGAGAAGAUUCAGACCAAACAAAUGGAGUUAAAGGAUAUGCGAAUGAAACAAAUCAGUGAAAUGUUGAAUAAUAUCAAACUUCUCAAACUGUUUGGAUGGGAGAAGCCGUUUAUGGAUAGGAUAUCGAUAACCAGACAUCAAGAGUUACUUCCAUAUACUUUGACUCAUUUCACUCGAGCUAUUGUCUCGUUUCGACGAAUUCGUAAAUAUUUAAGUUGUGAAGAGUUGGAGGAGAGUGUGGAAAGGGAUGAGAGAAGAGAGGAUUCAAGUGAUGAGAGAUAUGCCGUGUGUUUGAAAAAGAGUUGCUUUUCGUGGGGUUUAGAAGAAGAGCCAAUUCUAAAGGAUAUUACACUGAAUGUGAAGAAGGGAUCGUUGGUUGCGAUCGUGGGAAGAGUGGGAUCGGGAAAGUCGUCCCUAUUUUCAGCCCUAAUGGGAGAU